GUCCCUAAAGAGGUCUUUUUUUAACACAAUGGUGAUUAUACAUAUAAAACACAAAGAUCAGAAUCAGUUUCUGUUCGAGACAACUCUGAAGAUGUCCGUCGACGAGGUAGUCAAAUCCAUUGCUGCAAUUUAUAACGGCAGAUUGAAGAUUCAGCGCGUGUGCAUGGAAAUAGAAGAAUUGGCUAAACACGGAACUCUUCUACCACCUGAAAUUCUGGGUUUAACCGACGAACAGGUGGAGGAGAUGAAUUUGAAGGACGAGUGGGGCGAGAAGUGCAUACCUAGUGGAGGAUUUGAUUUUAGCAAGGAUCCUAUUGGAAGAAGAAACGGAAAAGCACCUAAAAAAGAAAUGGGGGAUAUUUUGCAUAAGGCUAUAAACGAAGCGAAGGAGAUGAUUAGUAAAAAUUUGAUAGUGAUGGGGAAGUGCUUAACAAUGAAAAUCGUCCAAGAAGCCCUCAAUAUCUUGAAAGGAGCAGUUCUCAUCGUCUACCCGAUGAAAUUGCCUCCACACGACGUGAUCCGUAUGGAAUUUGAGAACGUUGAAGACUUGACCGGUACUCAGGCCUCUUUGGAUGUUAUCGACCCAAGUACGGCACAGCUAUGGUUCAGUGGAAAGGAAAUGUAUCGCGACGGGAAAACUGUCGGUGAUUACGUGGGGAAAAUAGAAUGCUGCAAAGUUAUUAUAAAGUUGACUAAACGGGGAGAGGGACCACCAGGCAGGGAGCCAAUCAUGACCGAGGAAGAAAGGAAACAACUGAUGUUGCACUCUUAUAGACGUCAAGAGGAACUAAAGAGAUUGACGGAAGAUGACGACGAUGAGUAUUUAAACUCCGAAUGGGCGGACGGCGCCAAUUUGAAGAAAUCCUUCCACGGCUUGCAAAAUAUAUCCUGGCGAGUGGGGAGAAAGUGUUGAACUUUUUUUUUGUCAAUUAGCAUGAUCGAUCAGCGCCUUAUCAGUGUACAUACAGCAUCGAAUUUGUUAAUGUUUUUCUCAUUGUCCUAGGCCUAAUCUUAUCGAUUCGUGAUGCGUUACCUUGUUUACCGAAAUUCCUGAAUUACUCGCGACCCAAAUUGCUGCAAUUGCGUAGUUUUGUGAAAGUGUAAAAAAAAACUGUAUUUGUUUAAGAUUUUGGAGGCCAUUAAUUUUUUUAACUAAAUCGAAAAUUGACGGAAAUAGAUAAUAUUUAAUGCUUAGCCUGGCGACGCCAAUCCUUGGCACGAUUUUGUUAGAACUGGAGCAGAGACACCAUACAGCGUGUUUCAUUAUGGCUGGCACCGUUUAAGCUAGAUAUAGUAGAUUCCUUAAAAAGGUGAUGUAGUAAAAUAGCUUAGUGAACAUAAAUAGAAAUGUUAAUUACUAUUUUGUAAAACAAAAUUGUCCCAACAACAGGAUA
This is a messenger RNA of Cylas formicarius (sweet potato weevil), 1394 nucleotides long. RefSeq names its product cilia- and flagella-associated protein 298. Gene Ontology annotation, biological process: regulation of cilium movement. The record is from RefSeq and is a predicted model, not a curated record. NCBI's taxonomy places the organism in Eukaryota, Metazoa, Arthropoda, Insecta, Coleoptera, Brentidae. The coding region runs from base 29 to 913 and encodes 294 amino acids. The transcript has 3 exons.